AUGAAGGAAACAUGGGUAUCCCUAUCAUCCUUUAUCGCACGGUGUAUCGAACUCCGCAUCGAAAGCCACGUCCCAGAUAGCGGUAGGUAUCCUCUUAUCGAGAUCAUCAAAGGUCUGGGGGAGAAUCUUUCCCCAGGGCUUGAGCGGGACACACGGGCUAUGGUCGCUGCCCAGUAUAUCUUGUUGUCUCCUACCCUUGUCAAUGAUAAGCUGGCUAAGUUACCAGGAGGGCGUGGCGAACCAUCGGGCUCUGACAUUCUCAAGCUGUGGAUAGCUAAACUGAAAGAACUGGCAGAGAACGGGAGUCUAAACCCCGAGGUGAAGGCUGCUGUUGUCGAAGCUAGGCAGAAGCUCCUUUCUCUGCAUCCAGAGGUUUUCCAGGACUGA
Molecule: messenger RNA, 387 nt
Organism: Trichophyton benhamiae CBS 112371
Lineage: Eukaryota; Fungi; Ascomycota; Eurotiomycetes; Onygenales; Arthrodermataceae
Exons: 1
Coding region: 1-387 (128 amino acids)
Source: RefSeq, a predicted model, not a curated record